Gigantopelta aegis is the source of this 3852-nucleotide messenger RNA. Its product is annotated as kelch-like protein 2. NCBI's taxonomy places the organism in Eukaryota, Metazoa, Mollusca, Gastropoda, Neomphalida, Peltospiridae. Gene Ontology annotation, molecular function: protein binding. Bases 348 to 1958 code for a protein of 536 amino acids. The record is from RefSeq and is a predicted model, not a curated record. The transcript is spliced from 2 exons.
UUCUCAUUCCAACCAGUAUACCAAGAUUGGUCAAAGGCUGAUGUGGUGUGGGCGUUCGAGUCCUGAUUUGAGUUUGUAUGAAUGCAGACAAUCGACUGGUUCGAACCUGAAUUGUUCACCAUGAGACUUGAAGACAAACGCGCACCACUCCCUUCGCUUGUGUUGUGAUCGUUUGAACAGCUCUAGCAACCUGGUCACGGUAUCGUGAUCGAUAUAUAUAAUAUAAUACAUGUUUAACGAGGUCUCUUGAUCGAUAUAUUCAACAACAGAGUCGCCCGUCUCCUGACAGCCAUUUUGUCGAGUUACCUGUCUGUUGAUUGCGGAGUUCAUUUCUGUAGCUGUUUACAAUGGAGGAGAUUCAAAUCCAACUUCUGCAGAACAUUCAUCAAGAGAUGACCAACGGUUCGUUCAGUGAUAUACAGGUGAUCUGUAAUGACGGCACCACAACCGGAUGUCGCCUCGUUCUGGCAGCACUGUCACCUUACUUCCGGGCGAUGUUUGCAUCAGGCAUGACAGAGAGUCGGACGGGCGUCCUGAAACUUCCGUCUGUGUCUCUGUCAGAAUAUCAGGAUAUUCUCAAGAUGUAUUUCUUCAAAAUUAAUCUCAUAAACGAGGAAAACUGUAUGCAUAUUUUUGACGCUGCCGAGAUGAUGCAGCUUGAUCCUAUCAAAAAUCUCUGUAUCAUCUACCUGAACCAAAGUCUCGACCUAACUCCUGAGAAUUGUUUCAAUUGGUGGAGAAACCUGAAACUCUACAAUUUUCUUGAUUUAUCCAAACAGGCGCUUUCCUGUUUGACUGAUAACUUGGCGCAUUUUGUUAAAACGGAACAUGUUAUUCAUUUGUCAAAGGGAGAACUUUUCGAAAUAAUUUCCGAAGAUAACUUAACCUGUAAAGAAGAUGACAUUCUGAAAGUCGCCAUGAAGUGGAUUGAACAUAAUAACACGGAACAGGAGGACGUCCAGAGUAUUUUUGAAAAUGUGCAACUAGAUAUUGUUGACCGACAAUUUCUUGUUAAUGAGGUAGCAUUUUCAAAGAUCGUUCUUGAGAACAGCGCUGUGAGGGAAAUGAUGCAACACGUUUUAUGUUCAGCGCUGCCACAACUUACAUACACAACGAGGUUUCUCGCCAACCAACCUGAUGUCUUCGUACUAAACCACACCGACAAGUUACUGCUCUCUUGUUUCACGUCAGAAGAGAAGUGGGAAGACGUCCCGCCAGCCCCAGUAGAUCCUGGACAGUAUUAUUCAGCAGCCAGUUUGGAUGACAAGAUCCACAUCACUGGUGGUGGUAAACAAGGUAAAUGUACACUGGUGUAUGACACCAUUAAAAAACUGUGGAACAUAGGUCCAAACCUCAACCAUGCACACUUCUGUCACUGUACAGCCACAGCUAGUUCCAAAGUGUAUGUAAUAAGCGGUUGGGAUACCAGCACAAUAGAAGAGAAGAGCGGGAGUGAGGCGCAGUGGCAGGUGGUUGGUGAUUUGGGAUUGAACAAAGUGCUUGCUUUUCCUGUUACAGUUGGUGAGAACAUCCUCGUUAUGGGAGGACAAGUAAACUACAAGCCGUCAAUACAAGUACACGUGCACCCAUCAGAUCCCAUCCAGUGUUUUAACACAUCAACCCGCUCUGUCACCAAGUUGGAUACAAAGUUGCCUUGUACCUCCUAUUCACUAAGAGGAUCUGUUCACCUCCCUGAUGUAUAUCUGUUGGACAGUAAUGGCAAAGUGAUGCACAUUCACGUCACUGACAGAAACGGAGAAAUCCACGUUCAGAAUAAACCUGUGGCAAACUGGAAAGUAUCCAAAAACAAAUUUGGUAUCGUGCACCGACAUGGAAACCUAUUGUGUUUUACAAAAGAUAAAAUCCGUAAAUUCAACCUGACUGAAGGGAAAGAAGAAGAUAAUUCAUUCCCAAAACCACCUAGAAGUGGCUACGUAUACAACGUUCUGACACUUUGACACUGGAUACACUACACGACUACGUCAUUAAUCACAGUGUUACUGGCCAUUUUGUUGCCCAAGACAAGAACGACAUUUAUGGACAUGUCUUUAUAUUUCAUUGUGAUAAAUCAGUUUCUUUGCAUGCAUAUGUAUCCACAUAUGAGACACGGAAAUAUAUUUAUUCACAAACAAGAACACAAUUGAGUUGAAUGUAUAAUAAUCGGAUUGUGGUAGAUAGCGUUUUGUAAUAUCGCUAUAUAUUAUUGACAUAAUAAUCUGUGCAAGGAUCGUAACACCUGAUGACGACGACAAUGAUGCUACUGAUAAUAAUGACACCAUUGCCGAACCGAAACGACCUACUACAGCAGAGACUUUAUAUGCUCUUGAUGUUGUGAGAAACUGGAUCAAAACGACAACAAAAACUGACCACCUAUCACAAUUCAUGUUAUGACAGAGAACUUUAAAGCCACAGUUGCAAAGCAAUCAACGGCCACGUCGAGAAGUCAUUGGUUUGUAUUAUUGUUCGCUUGUAUGAUGGCACAUUUUGGUAUGCUUAGUAUCCAUGUCAGCAUGAAGAAAUUCACACAAAAAGGGUUAUUUUAAAAUGCAUAAACGAUAAUACUGUACAGUGCUUUAAAGUUUGCAAACAUAAAUGUGGACGAACUAUAACGCACAGAAUGGAUUUUCUAUAUUUGCGUGGUAUGUGAUAUGCUGUCUAUUGGAUGGCACAUAGAAAAUAUGCCUUGCUACUAAUGGAAAACUGUAGUUGGUUUCCUUUCUGAGACUCUAUGUCAAAAUUACCAAAUGUCUGACAUUCAAUAAUCGAUUAUUGAUAAAUCAAUGUGAUCUAGUGGUGGCUUUAAACUAAAUUUUAUAUAUGCACAUACUGAACACGGUAAUGACUGUUCAUUAAUCUCUUUUAAUAUUUAUUUUUAAUUCAUAGACAAGAACACAAUUUAUUUGUAUGUAUAAUAAUUGGAUUGUGGUCGAUGGCGUUUUGCGAUAUGUACAUAUGACACACAGAGUUGGUGCAUUAUCUGUUAUCUGUCUUGAGACAAAACUUGUACUAAUAAAACUACAAAAAUUACCGAUUCACGUUUCUUGUAAGAUCGUUUACUACUACUACUACUACUACUACUACUACUAUUACUACUACUAUUCUCUCUCUCUCUGUCUCUCUGUCUCUGUCUCUCUGUCUCUGUAUCUCUCUGUCUCUCUGUCUCUCUGUCUCUCUGUCUCUCUCUCUCUCUCUCUCUCUCUCUCUCUCUCGUAGCAACUUUAUUAGUGUCGUGAUGUACAUAAAUUGCCUAGUCGUAUAUUUCAAUAACAUUAAUUCAUGGAUAUAUACACGCUCACGCACAAACACUCGUACGAACGCACGGACACACACACACACACGCACACGCACAUCAGCUAUAUGAGUUGUCUGCCCGCGGUUUGGAAAACAGGUAGACGAUUUGACAUAACUAAAAACACAUAUUUUGUACUCUUUGUAAUACUGAUAUUGGAGAUGAAUACCAUUAUGUAUUAAAAUUGUUAAAUCAAAAUAUUGAAAACAUCACAAGGAAAAGUGUAUAUAACAUUUUAUAUAUUAGAAGAAAACUAUUCCUAGCGUAUUUAACGUGUCUUGCAUCAUUAAAAUAUAUAUAUAGUUUUGUGAAAUGAUGUUUCUCCUUCGCACCUUUCAGCUAUUUUGAUUACGUAUCCGGUGUUCGUUGUUAACUCUUGAUGUUUCACGUAAUGCGUGUUCUCGUCAGGUGUGUUAACUACGUAUUGGUCUUGUCCUGUGUGAAUAAGGAUUAUAAAGUCUGAUACAAUUAAAACAAAUCAAUAUAUCUAUUGUAUGAGCUUUCUUGCAUCAAUAAGCAAUAUAAAAUUACCACUUUUAUGAAAAAUAAAGUUUCGGAGCUGU